Molecule: messenger RNA, 9680 nt
Organism: Coregonus sp. 'balchen'
Lineage: Eukaryota; Metazoa; Chordata; Actinopteri; Salmoniformes; Salmonidae
Source: the annotation of a GenBank genome assembly
GCCCAGCUAGAGGCCCAGAGGGCAACGGGGGAGUUCCAGCGUGCGGUGGAGAUCCUGCGGGCGGCUAAAGAGACCAUCGCCCUGGCAGAGGAGAGACUACUGGAGGAGGACAGCAGACAGUUUGACUCAGCCUGGCAGGAGAUGCUCAACCACGCCACCAACAGGGUACUGAUGGGAUUAUAUUUAGAACUAGAUAAAAACAUUAUCUUAGGACAGGGGUGGGUAACUCUUGGUCCUGGAAAGCCACAGUGUGUGCUGAACCUGAUUAGGCAUUAGUAGUAGUAGUAGUAGUAGGUAGUAGUAAUAGUAGUGUAGUAGUAGUAUGUAGUAUGUAGUAGAGUAGUAGUAGGUAGUAGUAUAGUAGUAGUAUAGUAUAGUAGUAUAGUAGUAGUAUGUAUAGUAGUGUUAGUAGUAGGUUAGUAGUAGUAGUGUAGUUAGUCAGUGUAGUAGUGUAUAGUGUAGAUGUAGUAGUAGUAGUUAGUAGUGUAGUAUGUAGUAGUGUAGUAGUAGUAGUAGUAGUAGUGGUAGUAGUGUGAUAGUAGUAUAGUAGUAGUAGUAGUAUAGUAGUAUAGUAGUGGUAGUAGUAGUGAGUAUAGUAGUAGUAUAGUAGUAGUAGUAUAGUAGUAGUAGUAGUAGUAUAGUAGUAUAGUAGUAGUGGUAGUAUAGUAGUAGUAUAGUAGUAGUAGUAGGAUAGUAGUAGUAGUAUAGUAGUAGUAUAGUAGUAGUAGUAGGAUAGUAGUAGUAGGAUAGUAGUAGUAGUAGUGUAGUAGUAGUAGUAGUGGUAGUAUAGUAGUGGUAGUAUAGUAGUAGUAGUAUAGUAGUAGUAGUAGUAGUAUAGUAGUAGUAUAGUAGUAGUAUUAUAGUAGUAGUGUAGUAGUAGUAGUAUAGUAGUAGUAGUAGUAGUAGUAGUAGUAGUAGUAGUAGUAGUAGUAGUAUAGUAGUAGUAGUAUAGUAGUAGUAUAGUAGUAGUAGUAUAGUAGUAGUAGUAGUAAUAGUAGUUAUAGUAGUAGUAGUAGUAUAGUAGUAGUAGUAGUAGUAGUAGUAGUAGUAGUAGUAGUAGUAGUAGUAGUAUAGUAGUAGUAGUAUAGUAGUAUAGUAGUAGUAGUAGUAUAGUAGUAGUAGCUUGAUCUUGGUGGAAUAGAUAAAAGCACACACACACCAUAGACUGACUCUGCCACCUUAUUGGCUGUUGCAGGUGAUGGAGGCGGAGACGACGAGGACUCGUAGCGAAUUAGAGCACAGAAAGAUGGCGAACCACUACAACGCCUGCAUCAGUCAUAUGAGACAGCUGGAGAAGAAACUCAAACGCACCAUCAACAAGUCCAGGUGCGUGUGUGUGUGUGUGUGUGUGUGUGUGUGUGUGUGUGUGUGUGUGUGUGUACGUAUGAAGCUGUGUGUGUGUGUUUUGGUCCUGUUACUGUGACUGACUGCUGAGAAGAGAGAGGAAUGCAUAAACCAACUCAGCCACCCCUAUCUCAGGCCUCUCAUUGCUCAAUGUGUGUGUGAUGUCCUCCAGAUGUUAGCUGAGUAGGCCUGUGGUGUGUAUGUGUGUGUGUGUUUGGGCGUAGUGUGUGUGUAUAUGUGUGUGAGUUUGGUCAUAGUGUGUGUGUGUGUGUGUGUUUCCCUUCGAGGGCGUGUGGAAUGUAGCAGUUCUUGGAGGUGCAGUGUUAUUUUUCCAGAGGUUCAUGGUUGCUAUGACGACUAUACAGCACCAUGUCAGAACUACCAACUCUCUCUCUCCUGCCCACCCUUUCUCUCUCUCCACCUACAGGCCAUAUUUUGAACUGAAGGCGAAGUACUACCUACAACUGGAGGUAUGUACAGUGUUCAUUGUUUCCGAACAGACAGUAACUUGUUUGUGUGUGUAACACCCCAUACUUUCUUCUCUCUCUCAGCAACUAAAACAUUGCGUAGACGAGCAUCAGGCGAAGCUGACCGUUGCCAAGGCAGACUACCGCACAGCGCUGCGUAACCUAGAGACCAUCUCUGAGGAGAUCCACGCCCGGCGACGCUCCGUCACCAUGGGAACCAGAGGGAGGGGUGUGGGGGCCGAGGGGGAUGGAGGCCAUGAGGACAUCACCAACUUCAAGAUGGAGUCAGACGGACUGUCCAGUGAGUGACACACACAUACGUACACACACACACACACACGUUUUAAUGUGUAUAUCUGUGUGUGUGUUUUUAAUGUGUGUGUAUGUUUUCCAGUGGCGUCUGUGACGUUUGAUGAAGAAAGAGGAUCAGAGGAAGAGACAGAAACACACUCCACCUCCGCUGCCCUCGACAUUCCCUCCUCCUCCCAUCAUCCCUACUCCUCUUCCUCAUCCCUCCAUCCCUACCCCUCCACCCCUCUGGACCUGCCCUACCCCUAUCCCUCCUCCUCCUUCACCCCCUCUGUCUACCUCUCCUCUGCCCCCUCUCUCCUCUCCUCGUCCUGUCCCAGUGCCAUGGAGGGACCCAGUCCUGGCGGCUGGCUAAGCCCAGAGUCGAUGUGUGGUUCUGGGCAUGACUGUCAUCUCUUCGGCCCCCGCUCCCAGUGCAGUGGGGCCUCCUCUCCAGACACAGACUGCGACCAAGAGAGAGGUAUGUGUGUCUUCCAGUGACUGUGAUUAUUGGGUUACUACACUGAACAAAAAUAUAAACGCAACAUGCAACAAUUUCAAAGAUUUUACUGAGUUACAGUUCACAUAAGACAAUCAGUCAAUUGAAAUAAAUAAAUUAGGCCCUAAUCUAUGGAUUUCACAUGACUGGGAAUACAGAUAUGCAUCUGUUGGUCACAGAUACCUAAAAAAAAAAAAAAGUAGGGGCGUGGAUCAGAAAACCAGUCAGUGUCUGGUGUGACCAACAUUUGCCUCAUGCAGUGCGACACAUCUCCUUCGCAUAGAGUUGAUCAGGCUGUUGAUUGUGACCUGUGGAAUGUUUUCCCACUGCUCUUCAAUGGCUGUGCGAAGUUGCUGGAUAUUGGCGGUAACUGGAACAAGCUGUCGUACACGUCGCUCUAAAGCAGCCCAAACAUGCUCAAUGGGCUUAUGGUAGAGAAAUGAACAUUCAAUUAUCUGGCAACAGCCCUGGUGGACAUUCCUGCAGUCAGCAUGCCAAUUGCACGCUCCCUCAAAACGUGAGACAUCUGUAGCAUUGUGUUGUGUGACAAAACUGCACAUUUUAAAGUGGCCUUUUAUUGUCCUCAGCACAAGGUGCACCUGUGUAAUGAUCAUGCUGUUUAAUCAGCUUCUUGAUAUGCCACACCUGUCAGGUGGAUGGAUUACCUUGUCAAAGGAGAAAUGCUCACUAACAGGGAUGUAAACUAAUUUAAGCACAACAUUUGAGAGAAAUAAGCUUUUUGUGCACAUGGAACAUUUCUAAGAUCUUUUAUUUCAGCUUAUGAAACAUGGGACCAAUACUUUACAUGUUGCGUUAAUAUUUUUGUUCAGUGUAGUUAAAGGAUUGCAUUUUAGAAAACAAGCUUAUUCACCUUUUACCCUGCUUUGUGUGCGCGUGCGUGUGUGUGUGUGCAUGUGUUUGUGCGUGUGCGUGUGUUUGUGCGUGUGUGCAUGGGUGCGUGCGUGUGUGUGUGUGUGUGUGUAGGUGACAGAGCAGAGGGAGAAGAGCAGAAGUUGGAGCCUGGUCUGAGUAAGCUGACCCUGACCAAAACACACCCAUUGCAUCCUGGGAACGACGACCCCAAAGGUGACCCUAAGACGAUCUCCAGCCCCGCCCCCACAACCCAUAGCCCCGCCCCCAUCAUCCUCCUGACCAAAAGCGUCUAACGGACAGACGGCUUCAGCUCUCACAUCGUACCAUUGACUCAUGACCUUUAACCCUGAACUCUGACUAUCAGCCUUUCUAUGAACUUCAGUCUGGACUUCAGUGACAUUAUGUGUUUUUGUUCACUCCAGAGGCAAAUCUGAAAUCACCCCCUAUUCCAUAAAUAGGAAAUAAGGUGGAAAUCAGUGGAGGCUGGUGGGAGUAGCUAUAGGAGGAUGGGCUCAUUGUAAUGGCUGGAAUGGAAUUAAUGGAACGGAGUCCAACAUGUGGUUUCCAUGGCGAUGUGUUUGAUGCCGUUCUAUUUCAUUCCAGCCAUUACAAUGAGCCCGUCCUCCUAUAGCUCCUCCCACCAGACUCCACUGGUGGAACUAGGGUUCCAUUUUGGAUCUUGUCCAGAACUGAUCGGGAAGAAUCUGGAAGGGGAAGUCAACAUGAUGGAUAACUAGGGAUUGUGGGGGAGCAUAGCCAGGCGAGUCUAUCAUCAACUCCUUAAAACACUGGCAUAGCCAGCCCAGUCGAUCAUCAACUCCUUAAAAGAUUUGAAGGGAGGGUGUGAAAGAGACUCUUCACACUUGUCACAAAGGGUGCACGUGCACACUUCCUCUCAUGGACUUAAAAGCAAUGGAUUGUGUAAGCUGGAGGAAGUUUCCACUAUUGUUAAUUGUUGGAAUGACCCUGGAGAGAGAUGUAGAUGUGACUGUUGACUUCUGGUCUCAGUGGGGAUUCCCCAGAGGGGACAACAGGAGGACAGAGACUGUGACAUCACACCACUGAACCCUGGACUUCUGAGCACCCCUGAUACCACAGUGUGUGUGUGAAGGGCAGAGGUUACUGUGGUCUCAGCGUGUGUGUUUGGGUGUCAGAGGAACAGCAUGUUACUGCAGUUUUUCUCCCUCACAUAGGCUGACUGGGAUGGUUUGCAAUUACUAUGUGUUGUGCAUGUUUGUGUGUGUGUGUGUGUGGUUGUGUGUGGUUGUGUGUGUCUGUGUGUGUCUGUGUGGUAGGUAGAGUGACAGUGUGUGUUUGUGUGUGGUUGUGUGUGGUUGUGUGUGUCUGUGUGUGUCUGUGUGGUAGGUAGCGUGACAGUGUGUGUAGAGACGGUUUCAGUGCAGUUGUAGUGUUGGUGUAUUACUCCUGUAUAGGGAGAGGACAGCCUGCCUCUUGUUAGUAGAGAUCCUAUAUGUAUACUCUGUGUCUCUGAUCUACACUACUAUGUAUCUGUUGUUCUUAUAAAACAUAUCUGAGAUGUUUGUUUCUGCGUGACUGACACUGACACACUGUAGCGUCACAACCAGGAACCCCCCCCCCCCCCCUCCCCUCCCCUCUCAUAGACCCUCCCCCAACACACACGUUAAAACCCCAAAGUCACCAUUGGGUCACCUCCUCAAUGCUAAGGGAUGGAAACAAACACUACCUGACACACACACUGGCGAGAGAUUUCUACCUGCUGCUCUCUCAACUGUUGCAGUGUUAUCUCAUGACCCGAGUUAGAGCUCUGAGACGCCUUGCUGACAGAAUGAAUUCGGCGCACACACACACACACACACACACGGUGCUGUGUCUCACACUUACCAGGCUUAACAGCAUAACCACUGAUGUGUGAUUUGACUUGGCAUACAUAACAGUCUCUCUCUGUGUGUUCAGUUGUUGGUCUAUAUGAGUUCAUAUGAGCCUCCACCUCAACAGCUGAAUAAUUAUGUAAUUGUAAGAAAUGGUUGAGUUUUGAAACGACUGAAUGGCUGGUUUUAGUGAGAAUGGCGAUGGCUGCCAAAGGGCUCCUGUCAGAGAGACUCAGAUUCAGGUCUUCUCUGUGAUCAGUUUUAUUAUGGCAGUUCAAUCAUCGGAGAACAAUGUAGUAAUAUGUAUGGUUCUAGGAACAAAGGAAACAAGUGGCUGUUAUCAAAUCAACACAUCCACAAUAGACAAAAGCAGGCUUCAAUUACCCUAGCUUACACAGUUCCACAAUACAAAUUUACCAUAUACUGCUACCCCAAAAGUGCUAAGAGCAGCAAUACUUUAAAAAAGUAGAGCCGUGGAUCAGAAAACCAGUCAGUAUCUGGUGUGACCACCAUUUGCCUCAUGCAGCGCGAUACAUCUACAUCGUAUAGAGUUGAUCAGGCUGUUGAUUGUGGCCUGUGGAAUGUUUUCCCAAGCCUCUUCAAUGGCUGUGCGAAGUUGCUGGAUAUUGUCGGCAACUGGAACACGCUGUCGUACAUGUCAAUCCAGAGCAUCCCACACAUGCUCAAUGGGUGACAUGUCUGGUGAGUAUGCAGGCCAUGGAAGAACUGGGACAUUUUCAGCUUCCUGGAAUUGUGUACAGAUCCUUGCGACGGGUAGGCCUGUGCUUUUUGCCAUUUUCUUUAACCCUUGGCCUACAAUGGUCGCGCCCCCGUGGAAAUUUCAAUGAACAUAAUAAAAAAAAUCCCCAUUAAAAUCUGUCUGUUUAAGAUAGUGAUACGUGUUAUUUUUUUGUUGCAUGGGCUGCUUCUCAAUUCACCGCAUCCACUGAAAUCGCCCUUCUGCAUCUGCGGUGAAAGGUGGCAGAGCUAGAGCGGUGUUUGUCAGACCAGGAGACAUCCUGAAAUUUGGCCUACAAACUAUUAUGCCCUAGGGUGCCCACAAGACUCAUCUGAAUGUCCCCGGUACCAGUUAAAACAAUGAAUGGAAGUAUAAAUGGACAUAGUUUAGUGCCUAAAAUAUGGGGAUAAAUAAUAAUUAAUAAAUACAUGUAAAAAUAUAAUAAUAAUGUUCCCCGAUCUUUCAAAUAUAUCUCUCAGAUAUAGGACAGACACUUCAGAACAAACUUCCUUUAGAUUUAUUUGGGGACUGUCUUUUGUUCCAUGUAGUGAAUCUGUGUCACGCCCUGAUCGAGAGAACUCUCGUUGGUUGGGUCAGGGUGUGAGUUUUCUGUUGAGAUCUAUGUUAGUGUAUUUCUAUGUGGUAGAUCUAGGUUGUAUUUCUAUGUUUGGCCGGGUGUGAUUCCCAAUCAGAGGCAGCUGUCGCUCGUUGUCUCUGAUUGGGGAUCAUACUUUAGUAGCCUGUUUGCCUACCUUAGUGGUGGGAUCUUGUUCCGUGUUUCGGCUUGUAUGUGUAUAGCCUGAGGACUUCACGUUACGUUGUUUAUUGUUUUGUUCUAUGUUUAUUGAGUUAAUAAACAUGUACGCUUUUCACGCUGCACCUUGGUCCGACCCGUCUCUCAACGAUCGUGACAAUCUGUUAGUCAAUGCGUUUCUAUUGGCUAAUAGCAGUAAUGUUUCAUCCAAUAAUUUUAUAUUUGUUUUGAUACCUUAAGGGGUCUUAAAAUUCCAAAUCAAAUAGCUAAAUGGUCCUUGGUAUGACCAUCUUAAAACAAUUCCAUAUGUUAGCUUAUAAUCCCCCCCUUCCCAGCUUAGACAGGGCUUAGACUCUAUAGGGUUAAUAAAAGGUAGGCCUAUGGCAUACCCUCUCAUACCCCCUCAAUUCGAGUCUUGGUUUUAACUUAACAGGUACCCAUAGUCUUAUAGAGAGAAGGCUAUUCACUCGUUCUAUGAGAAGACUAGAGCGAGGGCGUAACGGUACCAUGGAAAGCCCCGCUGACAGCUGUCUGUAGGUAUUUAGAAGAAAUGUCUACGUGGUCUGUAGCCACUACAAAUAACACGAGGUGUUCUUUAUAUGUAUAGCAAGUAGCGGCAAGAGAACCGUCAAAGAUACAUAUGGUGCAUAGCAAGUAACAACAAGAGAACCGUCAAAGAUACAUAUGGUGCAUAGCAAGUAACAACAAGAGAACCGUCAAAGAUACAUAUGGUGCAUAGCAAGUAACAACAAGAGAACCGUCAAAGAUACAUAUGGUGCAUAGCAAGUAACAACAAGAGAACCGUCAAAGAUACAUAUGGUGCAUAGCAAGUAACAACAAGAGAACCGUCAAAGAUACAUAUGGUGCAUAGCAAGUAACAACAAGAGAACCUUCGAAGAUACAUAUGGUGCAUAGCAAGUAACAACAAGAGAACCGUCGAAGAUACAUAUGGUGCAUUGCAAGUAACAACAAGAGAACCGUCAAAGAUACAUAUGGUGCAUAGCAAGUAACAACAAGAUAACCUUCGAAGAUACAUAUGGUGCAUAGCAAGUAACAACAAGAGAAUCGUUGAACAUGAGGUAACAAGGGAGAUUACCGAGUGUGUUUGGGAAUAGUAGUAAGUGAAUGUGGAUGUGAAAGUUGUGUGAUUGUGAGAUAUGACAUAUUAAACUGAUUUGAAAAUUGGAUAACAAGAUUGAAAUAGGGAUAAUAAGCUGAUUGAAAAUUGGAUAAUAAGAUAUUGAAAUGUAGCUAUUAAGUACUGAGUGAACGAGAGCUGUCAGGGGACUAGCUCACAUGUGAAAGAGGUGAAUGAAUACCACAACCAGUUCUGUGUGAGUUGAGUUUUUCAAUCUGUAACGUUAUCUAGGGUUCUGUCCAUCACCGCCCGUAGAUCCAUUCAAGUAACAUGUCUAAGAGGCUAAUAUGUCUUGAUUAGUAACGAGGAUAACAUGAUAACAUGUCUCAUUAGAGGAUACCAUGAUUACACCUAUCAUUAAUAACGAGGAUAACAUGUCUCUGAGGGUAACAUGACUUUAGAUUACAUGAGGAUAACAUGACUCAUCAGUGGAGUUUGAUGGUAUAACGGUAUUAUGUAUUUGGAGAUAUGAAAGGAGAAAGUACUAUUCCCGAAUAUGCUGUUAAAUAGAACACUAGAGUGAAUAUUCAAACCCCUGUAUGAAUAGAACACUGGUGUAGAGGAGGAAUUUGUGAUGUAACACAAAUGUAUAAUGGGUUACUAGAUAUAUAAUAAUAUACAACAUGCACACCCACACGUAAGACGUACAUAAGUGGUGUAAAAAGUAUUCUGAGGAAUGUUCAGAGUGGUCCCUUUAUGGAUCAUUUGAGAAAGAUAAGGUUAACCUCUACAGGAUCGGUGUGUAAACUUACAAAAUGCUCCUCCUGAUUGCUACCGUAGGCCUACGUAGCACAGCCAUUGGUUAGGCAGCACACAAAAACAUUUUUUUGAUCAGCAAGAGCAGAGCAGGGCUCACGGUUGGAAUAUCCAGCAGCCAUCUUAGAAAUAUAACUUUGCUCUGUGCUUCUCCGAGCAUGCAAUUCAUAGCCUAUAGUAUGGAGAAAUGUAAAAGAAAAAUGUAUGCACUCACUAACUGUAAGUCGCUCUGGAUAAGAGCGUCUGCUAAAUGACUAAAAUGUAAAAUGUAUAGCUCAUUUGAUUGAGACCACACUAAAUACCCAUAGGCGCACUUGAUAUUGCACACACAGCAGCAAAUCAGCGAUGUGGGGAGGCAUCGGGCACAGUAUAGCCUAAUAAGCAAAAAAAAUAUUAAAACACUGAGAAAUAUAGAAAUUGAAUAAAUUACAAAUUACAUGACCUUCCCCCGGAAUAGAUUUUAAAAAUACUACACACACCCAUUGGCUGAAAUGGAAAAAGCAGGACCCUCCCCCAUUUUACUCCAGGUAACCAUUCUGUACAUUUAGAUCCAUCCCUAACCACUGUGUACUUGAGAAAACAACUCCAGUGCAAUAGUUUUCUAGACUCCACAAUGCCUUUUAUGUAUCUUACACCAAUGUUACUUAACCAUGAUGAUGGUCUGUUGACAGAAACCUUGGUUUGAUCCAUAAACUAAUUGUGACAAGAAGAAUAGCGUGCUGCUGGAGUUUUUUUCCUUUAACACUUUGCAUGUCAUAAGGUGUACGAAAAAACUAAACUUUUCUAUUGGGGCAACCGCUAGUAUUUACCCUGAGCCAAAAAUACUGGACAAAACAAAAAUAUAUUUUGCUACUGUAUAUUUACAGUGAGCUGCUGCCUCCUAGCGGUCAUGCCGCAGCACUGCAUGGGCUCACACAGAAGAACACGCCCUCAGACAAGCCAACAGCCUAUCACCGAAGGCUGGAACGAUGA